CUAUUCAAUGGAUCCGGAAGGUGCUAACGCCUGGAGGGGUGUGCCUAUAAGUGAGAUUAUAGGCUCUCAAUCGCCGUGGGGAGCGCCGGAAUUUCCUUUAGUAACGCCGUCGCAUAACCAUACGGUUUUGUACCAUAUUCCUAGUAAUGGGGACAUAGGGGAUAGGCCCCUUAAGCCGCAGGUAGGACGGGACAAGUGGGACAGUGAGCAUGUCAGAAUGCCAUGCUCCAGUAAGAGUUUAUACCCUGUUGAAGAUUGUAAUGGUGAAACACAUUUAAAGAAGAGAUGGGAGAUGAUUGAGUGUGCAUUACGGAGACCAAUCUGCAACAGCACACAGUUAGCUGAUGCUAUCCUUAGCUAUAAUACCAAGUUCAAGACCAUUUGGAGGUUCUGUGCGCUUCAUACACUGUUUAAUGAACACUUAGAUGAAGAGGAGUCCCAGUAUUUUUUUACUGUGACAUUACCAGAGAUAGCAAAGCUAGCGUUGGAUCUACCUAAGUUGAUUCAGGCUCCUAUACCUUUGUUGAAACAAGAGAAGAACCAUUCCAUAUCACUCACACAGCUACAGAUUGCCAGCUUAUUGGCAAAUGCAUUUUUCUGUACAUUCCCUAGGAGAAACACUAGCAAACGCAACUCCGAAUAUGCGUCGUAUCCUAACAUCAAUUUUAGCACACUGUAUGAGUGCGCGGGUAACGACGAUGUAUUGGAGAAACUGAAGUGCAUUUGUCAUUACUUCAGACGUGUCUGCACUAAAGCGCCUCGCGGCGUGCUGACGUUCAGCCGGCGGGGCGCGGAGGCGCGGGCCGGCGCCCGCUGGCUGCACUGUGACGUCAGCUUGUGCUCGCUGCCGCUGCACGUCGACCCUACUGGCACCAUCGAGGACGCGCACGGACUCAUACAGCUUGACUUCGCUAACAAGUACCUAGGCGGAGGCGUGCUUGGGCACGGGUGUGUUCAGGAAGAGAUCCGAUUCGUAAUAUGUCCGGAGUUAAUGGUCUCCAUGCUGUUCACCGAGGUCCUGCGGCCGAAUGAGGCGCUCAUGAUGAUAGGUGGCGAGCGCUACAGCAAGUACGAAGGGUACAGUCGGUCGUUCCGGUGGGCCGGCGACUACCGCGAGUCCGCGCCGCGCGAUUCUGCCGGCCGGCGCCGCGUGGCCGUGCUGGCGGUCGACGCCGUCCCAUACAGCCACAGGGAGCACCAGUACCGCCGGGACAUGAUCACCAGGGAGCUCAAUAAGGCAUGGGUGGGUUUCUCAUUCUAUACGGAUGACCAGCCAGGGCUGCAGUACCCGGGCGUAGCCACAGGCAACUGGGGCUGCGGCGCGUUCGGGGGCUCCCCACAGCUGAAGAGUCUCAUACAGAUGAUGGCCUGCGCCUGCGCGAGGCGACCCAUUGCGUAUUACACCUUCGGAGACACUGAGCUGAGAGACGAAGUCAUUAAUGUGUACAAUAUGCUGUGUCGAUGUAAUGUUACUGUUGGUCAACUGUAUAAAUACAUGAUGCGUUUCUCGACGACAGACGUUCGGCGCGCGCACUUGCAUUCAUUCCUACAACAAGUACUUAUUGACGAAAGAAAAAGCAAAAGGAGUGUAUCCCCGGAUCAAAUGGAUGUUAGUAUAACGUCAGAUAAGGAUCAGAGUGCGGAAACAAAUCAAAAGGAGCUCAACGAUUCACCUGAUCUAUUCUCACAAGACGACGAUUUAAGCCAGAAUGAAUCAAACUUACAGACACAUAAACAAACAGACAACAAACAGAACAAAUGUAACACUCCCAACGAAGAUAAAAUGGCCGACACCAAGCACAAAAUGGCGCCGCAUACUGCGAGGUUAUUCGACGAACUGCAAAAACUCGACGACGACAGCAAAUCGAAAUCAAAUUCUACAUCGACACCGCACACGUCACGACAUUUUUCCAAUCAACAAGGCAAUGACGAUAGAAUGACAUUUUCGGAAAACAAAAUGGACGACAGUGAAACCAAUAUGACCUCGAGUAGUUACAGAAAAGUUUCAAGCAGUGAAAAGGUUUGUAAAACAGACACCAUGAAGGCGAACACGUCGCGUUUGUUUGAAGAAAUGGAGAAGUUCGACGAAGAGCACGGUAGGUUAAAUUUGUCUGUAUGCCAUACAUCACCAAUUAGUCACAGUAGAAAUGUAACUCACGAUUCUGACAGUGACAGGUCAGAAAUAUCGACAGAUGUCAAAAAGAAACUUGCUAAGAAAAUAACGGACUAUUUUAGUAAGAAAUCCACUUGAUGAACUUGUACAUAUUAUGGGUUAAAUAAAAUAAUAAGUUAUUUUAAA
Messenger RNA from Pectinophora gossypiella (pink bollworm), 2299 nucleotides. It is a transcript of the gene Parg, whose product is annotated as poly(ADP-ribose) glycohydrolase. NCBI's taxonomy places the organism in Eukaryota, Metazoa, Arthropoda, Insecta, Lepidoptera, Gelechiidae. Gene Ontology annotation, biological process: ATP generation from poly-ADP-D-ribose; nucleotide-sugar metabolic process; regulation of DNA repair. Bases 8 to 2251 code for a protein of 747 amino acids. The transcript has 11 exons. Gene Ontology annotation, molecular function: poly(ADP-ribose) glycohydrolase activity. Gene Ontology annotation, cellular component: cytoplasm; nucleus. The record is from RefSeq and is a predicted model, not a curated record.